This is a messenger RNA of Ctenopharyngodon idella (grass carp), 507 nucleotides long. RefSeq names its product adhesion G protein-coupled receptor E1-like. The transcript has 2 exons. The record is from RefSeq and is a predicted model, not a curated record. Lineage: Eukaryota; Metazoa; Chordata; Actinopteri; Cypriniformes; Xenocyprididae. Gene Ontology annotation, molecular function: calcium ion binding. The coding region runs from base 170 to 418 and encodes 82 amino acids.
CCGCUAAGGCCUAACUAAUGUGAAUAAACCUACUAUUGGUGGCUUGAAAACCUUUGAUUUUAGCAUUUGUGCAAUACCAUCUCCCUCCUUUUCAGACAUCAAUGAAUGUGAAGAUGCAGUGUCAGUUUGUGGUCAAUACUCAGAUUGUAUUAACAUCAUUGGGAGUCACAUGUGUUCAUGCUGGAGUGGAUUUAAUACCUCCAAUAAAGACAGUCCUGUGAGCACCAACAACUCAUGUCAGGAUAUAAAUGAAUGUCUGUUCAGUCCAUCUGUAUGUGGUCCAAAUUCCAUCUGUGAAAAUCAAUUUGGAAGUUACAACUGCUCAUGUUUGGAUGGAUUCACCGCAGCAAACUCAAGUCUCCCCAUCAGCAUCAAUAACACGUGUAGCGGUAAAUCAUGGAAUUCAGUGUGCAUAUAAUUUUUUAAACUAACAGCAUGCUUUUUCUUUUUUCUCUUUUUCAAAUUGUAUUUAACACAGUUUAUUGUUUAAUAUAUUUGAAAAGUAAC